CUGAUAAAAGCCCUGGGCCCUGCAGGAUAGACCAGAGGAGAACUCUUCACUUCACCAGACUUACUGAGACCCUUGCAGGGAGGUCUGAGCCGGACAACCUGAGAUGAAGCUCAUCAUUGCCGCACUGGUGUGCCUGCUGCUGGCAGGGAUGUGGUUACAGGAUGCGGACGCCAAGAGCAUGCACGUGUCAUCCUCCAAUUGCUGUUUCAUAACAGUGAAGAGAAAGAUUUCUUUGAAGAGAAUCCAAUGUUACAAGAACAUCAGCUCCACCUGCUCCUACAAAAACCGUCUGAUACUGAAGCUGACUGGAGGCCUAGAGGCUUGUGUCUUGCAAAAAGAAUCAUGGGUUCAGGCUUACUUAAAGAAGAUAAACCUCUGCCAGUGAAAGGAAACGUGAGCUGAUCCCUUCUCGCCCUGGACUCAAGAUACCACGUGGCUUCACUUUCCUCCCAACGUCUAACUUCACACCAGUCCUUCUGCCCCGUCUUCACCAGGUCACGCCAAAGGAUCUGCUGGGUUCUAAUAAGCUAUGUUGUUGCACUUUAUAUAUUUAAAUUCUAGAAUCUUUAACUUCUGUCCCCCCCUCCCCCCAUGCCUCUUGGACUUCACAGGGAUUUCAAGGUGCAAAGUUGAUUGACAUUGAGGGGCUGGGGCCAGGGGGUGGAGAGGAGGGAAACAGGUUGGAAUUGGUGCCAGGAGAACUGACUUCUUAUAUUAUUAUUUAAUUUUUAUUGGAGUAUAGAUGAUUUACAAUGUUGUGGUAGUUUCUACUCUAUAGCAAGGUGAAUUCUUCAUACUGUGGAACUGACUUCUUGUCAAUAGGAGCCAAUAAAUGACUCAACACAACUCAGCUGACUGCCUU
Cervus elaphus (red deer) is the source of this 862-nucleotide messenger RNA. RefSeq names its product C-C motif chemokine ligand 1 (gene CCL1). NCBI's taxonomy places the organism in Eukaryota, Metazoa, Chordata, Mammalia, Artiodactyla, Cervidae. The transcript has 3 exons. Gene Ontology annotation, molecular function: CCR chemokine receptor binding; chemokine activity. Bases 104 to 385 code for a protein of 93 amino acids. The record is from RefSeq and is a predicted model, not a curated record. Gene Ontology annotation, cellular component: extracellular region. Gene Ontology annotation, biological process: inflammatory response; cellular response to interleukin-1; monocyte chemotaxis.